Molecule: messenger RNA, 1321 nt
Organism: Sphaerulina musiva SO2202
Lineage: Eukaryota; Fungi; Ascomycota; Dothideomycetes; Mycosphaerellales; Mycosphaerellaceae
Exons: 1
Coding region: 68-1258 (396 amino acids)
Source: RefSeq, a predicted model, not a curated record
GCCGAGUUCUACUAUUAUAUCUAUUUUAUUUUAUCUACCUCUUUCCAGCUGUUGCUAUUAUAUCACAAUGCCGCCUAUGCCGCCAAGCGCUACCAAGAAGCCCCGAGGCGUCAAAAAAACGAGAACCGCGACUCAAACGAAGGCCGCUGCAAAGCGUAAAGCGAUACGCGACGCGAAGAAGGCAAAGGACAUACCAAAAUACCCCGAAUUAUCGCGGUACGAGGACACUCAUAUCGACUUCUUCUUGAGGCGUUUGAUCGAUUCCAAGGCCAAACAGACACAUGGAAAGAACUUCCGUAGCAGUGAUCUACUGGCGAUCGCGUUAGUAAUGCGCGAAGAGUUCAAAAUUCACUUUACUAGCGAAUCUUUGAAGGCCAAAUGGCAGAACGAUAUCAAGCCGACUUGGGGUAUUUGGCUACGACACCUAUCACAUGCUUCUGGUUACAAUGGCCCUCCAGAUAGAGCACCAACCGCUGUCGCUGCCGCUAGGGAAGCGCACGAGGCAGCGUACCCCGAGUGCCAUCGGUUUAUGGACGGUACUGAGCCGCAAUGGAAGCACUAUAUGGAAGAGCUCGUCGGUGAUGAGAUGGCAACUGGUGACGAAGCUGCUACUGCCGCAGAUCUCGUCGCUCCGCAGGAGGACGCAGAUACUAUGGUUAUCGACGAUUCGAGUACGGAUUCGGACAACGACGACGACGUUGACCUAGACGAGCUGUCAGAUAUUGAGCGUAGUGCGAUCGUCGCACGGCGAGCUGAGAAGGAACAUAUACGGGCCAAGAAGAGAGCAGAAGCGGACGCUGCGAAGAAACGAGUACACCGCGUUGCUGCCGCUGAGAAACUACAGUCUACAGCAGCCCAAAAAGCACUUGAGCCGUUCAACAGGACACUUGCCGAGUAUCUGAAAACCCAGGAGAUUCGUGCUACGCUACCGCCGCCGCGGCAGAAGAGCGAUAUGGAGCUCCUGUCGGAUAGAGUGUUAGACGCGACCUUCUUACCUAUGCUUACGUUCGACCGGAAGAUGGAGGUGUUGGAUUGGGUUGGGCCCGAAGCAUAUCGUGUUAGUAUUGGUAUGUCGCUGCUAGCCGUAGGAAGAGAGAAGGAACUGGAAAACUUCGUUCAAGGUGCGCUCUCGAGACUCGACCGGCCGGCGCAGAUGCCAGAGCGUUUCGUCCACGACUCUAGGACGCAGCCGUCGUCGUAUGGGUAUCCGCAUACACCAUACAAUCAAGAUCUACUUCCAGAGGGGCGUCGGUGGUAAUGUAGAAGCAGAAGAAGAGAUACUAAUUCGAAGCGGAAGAAGAGAUAAUAAUGUAUAAUACAG